AUGUCGACGCAGAACACGCCCAACACGCAGCCGGUCAAGACCAAGUCCAAGGCCUACAGCUCCUCGGUCGCCAUCCAAGGCGAUGCCGCAAAGUACCGUCACAAGUACAAGGAGCUCAAGAAGAAGACGCGCGAGAUCGAGACGGAGAACGAGAAGCUCCAUCUGAAGACGCUGAGGAUCAAGCGCAACAUCCAGCGCAUGCGGCUCGAGAGGGCCAUCCUGUACGAGCGACUCGAAGCGGAGACAGCGCCGCAGUCCUUCCGCGCCCCCUCGCACCACUACGACGCGGCAGGGCAUCCAGUGGACCAUUACCCUCCCCACCACCCGCAGGGCGGGCCGAGCGCAGCGACCUCGUAUGGGCCGAGCUACGGCGCGCCCGUCCGCUCGACUCCGCACGCCUCGUCCCGUCCUGGCGCAGAUCCCUACGCCUACCCCGAACACGACGACCGAGCGGCACAGCCCUACCGAUACGGCUCCGGCGCGCCCGCGGAUGGGUCUAGAGCUCACUCGCCGACCGGUUCCGCUGUUCCGCACGGCGGUCCCCCUCCCGCCGCCGACCGUUCGGCCACCCUGAGGCAGUACACUCCCUCGGUCAGCCCCGAAGAGUCCAGAGACCUCGGCCGUGCCGGUAGCAAGGCCGCAUGA
Molecule: messenger RNA, 645 nt
Organism: Pseudozyma flocculosa PF-1
Lineage: Eukaryota; Fungi; Basidiomycota; Ustilaginomycetes; Ustilaginales; Ustilaginaceae
Exons: 3
Coding region: 1-645 (214 amino acids)
Source: RefSeq, a predicted model, not a curated record